This is a messenger RNA of Symbiodinium natans, 5394 nucleotides long. The record is from the annotation of a GenBank genome assembly. NCBI's taxonomy places the organism in Eukaryota, Dinophyceae, Suessiales, Symbiodiniaceae.
AUGGAGGCUCGAAAAGAAUUCGUGUGGUUUCCGGUGGAGGAUUCCGAAUGGGUCCUCUGCCAGAAGCUCAGCAGGACGCCUGCCGGAGGUGCUACACUUCGGCUUGGCAAGAAGGAGUUUGUGGUGACACCGGAAGACGAGCGUUUGGUACUCCCUCGCCCCGGGCCCGCAACCCAAAACUACGCGUCGCUGGAGAAGGAUGGGCUCGGUGCUGAAAGGGUCGAGGAUGCCAUUCGGAAUCAGUUCUGCAGUACGAACCCGUACUCCAACAUCAAUCUGGUGACGUUGUGCAUCAACCCUUUCAGAACGUUGAAGAUUUUCGGCGAUGCUUAUGUCGAGAAGUACUCUGCGUUGGAUCCUGCUCUACCGCCACAUAUCUUCAACGCGUCUGCAAGCGCUUACAAAAGGAGCAUGGACAAGAAGGAGCAUCAAGUCCUCCUGCUGCUGGGAGACGAGUGCACUGGAAAAUCUACAGCUCGCGAGCACUUGCUGAGCUUCUUCGAUCAAGCCGCUGGGGAUGGCAACGAGGAGUUCAAGCAGAUGCUGACCAUCCUGGGCCCCUUCAUCUCGGCCCAGCGGCGUUGCGGCCGCCAGGUCUGGCAGUCGACCCGCGCCAUCCUGGAGGUUGAGCUGGGCCUGGCGGCAGAUGGCUUCACGUGUCGCACCCUUGCGAGCGUGAGGAUGCUUGAGACCAGUCGUCUGGCGCGCGGGGCUGGCGCGGGCUUCAAGAGCUUCGAUGCCCUGUACCUGGCAGCCAAGGAUGAAAGGGCCACAGAGUGGUUGGGAGCUGCUGUGGAGUUCCGGCUCCUUGGAGACGAGAUCGAGAUUGAGGAGUACGACGAGGAAGGCGCUGCAGGAACAAACUGGCGUGAAGCCCUGAGCUCUUUCGCGAUUGACGAUGCCGCCGUGGUGCGAAUCCUUUGUGGCCUGAUCCUCCUCGGGGAGCUGCGCUUCGACGGGGCCCAGGGAUCCUUGCGGUGCGAACCGGAAGGAGCCCUGGACGCAGCCGCAAAGGCACUGGGCGUGAAUGCGGGAUCGCUCCUGGCAGCCUUUGUUGCUGGCUCGGCCGCGCCUGCCGAUGCGGGCCUGCGUGUAGACGCUGCCGUGGUGGAGGUCUACUGCCGGCUCCUGGACCUGGUCCUUCGACAAAGCAACGACCACCUGCCAGCGGAAGCCAAGGCCAUUACCCGGCGCAUCAAAAUCGUCGAGCUGCCGUCUGGCACGGAUGCCCCUGGCAUCCAUGGCCUUCUGGCCCAGUUGCUGAACGAGGCCCGCUUCACGCGCAUGUUGCGCACCGCCCGCGGCCCGGAGAUGGGAGACGAGCUGCGGGAUGAGUCAGAGCCACAGGCAGCUGCUCAAGCAGCAGAGGCCCUGUGCCGAAAGUGCCUGGGGCUGCUGAGCGAGCCGCCAAAGCUCCGGAGCUGGGCACAGGCCCAGGAUGCUUCGGGCAGCUUCGCUUUCGACGGGGAGGUUGCCUCGAUCAGUGGUGCUUGCGGGCCUGUCCGGCAUGAACUAAGCGGCUUGCUGUCCGGGGCUGCCAUGGACAAGGUGGAGCUGGGGGACGUCCUCCAAGUCCUGGCAGAGUCCGACUGUAAGUACCUCCGAGACAUCGCGGGUCCGCCUCCUCAGAGCUCGCGAGUGGCCGAAGCUGCAGAGGCCGUUGAGACGGUUCUGGGCCACCUCGAGCCGCACCAAGCUUUCACCACCUGGCUGGUUUGCUGCCUCCGGCCCAAUGAUGGCGGGCAUGCUGACCGCGUGAACAGAGACGUGAUGCUUCGUCAAGCUCAGCAGCUCCGCUUGGCUGACAUGGUUCAGAUGACGGACAAGAACUACUGCUUUCUCUGGUCCCUGAAGGCUUUCCGCAAGAAGUACGCCGACUUAGCACCGGCGCUGGGCGCUUCCACCCCGGACGAGGAGGUCUGCCGCAUCAUCGUCAAGUCUGCCGGAGGCGAUGAGGGCACCGUGGGCGCGGAGAACGUCUUCGGCGGCCAAAUUCUGGAACGGCUCCUGGAGCACAAGUUACAGGAGAAGAUGGCCGGCGCCCAACACUUGGAGGGCACGAAAUCCGAGAUGAAGCAGCUGAUGGAGGAAAAGCUGAAGGCGGAGACGCUGCAGCGAGAACACCAGCAGGAGCGCUUGAAGGAGCUGGAAUCGUUGCGUGGCCAACACGAGGAUCAGCAGAACAAGCAGCAGCAACUGAUGCAGCAGCUUCAAGAACAGCAGCUGCAGUUGCAGAAGCAGCAGCAAGAGCAGAUGGAGGCCUUGCGCAAGCAGCAGGAGUUGGAGUUGGAUCGCCUGCGGAAGCAGCAGGAAGAGGCAUCCGCUGCAGCAGCCGCAGUGCUCGAACCUGCCAAAGAAGCACCGGCUGUCUUGCAAGUGGACUCAUCGCGAGAAGGAUCAAUGCCUAUGCGCUCCAAGAAGUUUCUGCGGCAAACGACAGAUCAUGCACUUCGCUUUCGCGCCGCUGGGGGCGAGGAGGGCAGACCCCGGCAAAGCUAUCCGGCACUUCAUGCCGCCCUGGCUCAGAUGGCCGCCAUUCUCCGUGUCGCCAAGGAGAGAGAGCAAAGCUUUCAGGCGGAUGCAGAGUUUCAGGACCAAACGCUGCAUGACCUGGAAGCCGAGCGUGAUGGCUGGAGGCAGGAGAUCAGCACGCUGUCGCAGCAGGUCAGCGACCUUCGGCACAGCCUGGAGGAGCGGGGGAGAGGCCGUGGCUUCGUGUUUCCACUAACAGAUGGCGAGGCCGACUGGGACGGAUGGGUCCGGGCAACCGUCUACAUGAUGGCAAUGCUCUACAUUUUCCUUGGCGUCAACAUCGCAGCAGACAAGUUCGUGAGUGCCAUCGAGGGCAUUACCAGCAUCAAGCGAAGAGUUCUACAGAGGUCGACCGGUCGUGUUAUCACAGUUAGCGUUUGGAAUGGGACAGUGGCAAACCUGACCUUGCUGGCGCUCGGCUCGUCCGCGCCGGAGAUUCUUCUCUCUGUGGUUGAGAUCAUUGGGAAUGGCUUCUUCGCAGGCGAGCUCGGGCCUUCGACGAUUGUGGGCUCCGCAGCCUUCAACUUGUUCUGCAUCGUGGGAGUCUGCGUUGUGGCGGUGCCAUCGGGCGAGCAGCGGCAGAUCAAGGAUCUAGGAGUCUUCUGGGUCACGGCAGCCUUCUCCAUCUUCGCCUACCUGUGGCUGGUCGUGAUUGUGCAGGUGAACUCCCCGAAUGUCGUCGAGCUGUGGGAGGCGCUACUGACACUGGCCUGGCUGCCGGUGCUGAUCGUGAUCUCGUACCUCACCGACAUCGGAUGGUUCUCCGGAAUCAGGCGGCAGCCCGUCUUUGAGAAGCCGGUGGCGCUGGUUUCGGAUGGGAAGGCCCCCCUUGCCACACUGGGGGAGCCUGGAGCCCGCAAUCGGCUGGUAUGGCGCCAUUCCCUGAAGAGAAGCCGAGAUUACCCGGAGCUCCCGGAAGAAGGGUCGGAGACUAGCGGCUCCCUUCAGAGUGAUGAGUGCUCUCUUGGCUUUCGCGACCCGGGUGUUAUUGUGAAUGAGAAAGGCUACCCUUACGAGAACGAUGCAGGCAUCAUCACGUUUUUUGAUGACAGCUUCAACGUGUCGAGUGGCCUGGAAGGACGGGACGUGGCUGUGCCGGUGUUCCGGAAGAACGGCGCACAAGGCAGAGUCAGCUGCAAGUACCACACUGAGGGCUUGUCGGCUGUUGCUGGCUACGACUUUGUGGAGACGAAGGGAGAGCUCACAUGGAACCCUGGCGAGACAUGCCAGCAGGUCUCUUUGGAGAUUCUUCCCAAGCAGCUCAGCGAAGCAUCCGACCAGUUCCAGCUGAUCCUAGACGAGCCGGAGGGUGGCGUCAUCUUCAACCCCAACCAGGAUGGAACCAGCGAUCGGUGCGUCCUGACGAUCACCAUCUUCAAUGAGAACGACGAGCUGACCAGGAACAUUGCUUCCAUUCAGAUGAGCCAGUUUGUGGACAAGGUCAUCAACAUCGACAAGCUGCGCUUGGGGACGCAGUCUUGGUACGAGGAAGUGAUUGACUCCUUCUGCAGUGUGGCAGAGGAGGGCGAAAGGGCUUCCUGUAUGGACUGGAUUCUGCACAUCAUCUCGCUGCCUUGGAAGCUCUGCUUGGCUCUGCUGAUCCCUCCCCCUGCGUACUGCGGGGGAUAUCUGUGCUUCGUAAUGUCCAUCGGUUGCAUUGGUGCACUGACAUGCGCCAUCUGCGACUUUGCGGAGCUGUUUGGAUGCGUGACAGGCUUGCAGGACUCCAUCACCGCCAUCACCGUGGUUGCGCUUGGCACGUCGGUCCCCGAUCUCUUUGCGUCCAAGAUUGCCGCAGUGUCGAACAAGUAUGCCGACGCCUCCAUAGUGAAUGUGACCGGCAGCAAUUCCGUGAACGUUUUUCUCGGCAUCGGUCUGCCUUGGUCGAUCGCCGCGAUCUAUUGGACAGUCGCAGGGCCAACAGAUGCGUGGGUCGGGCGCUACUCGACCUUGCAAGGCCAGUGGCCCAAUGGGGCCUUCGUCGUGAAGGGUGGGGACCUGGCCUUCAGCGUGGCGGUGUUUACUGUUGGCGCUGCCAUGGCCCUGCUGGUCGUCUACUUGCGCCGCAGCCGGCUCGGGGCAGAGCUCGGUGGCCCUGGAGGUCUCAAGGUGAUGUCCGGGGUCUUCCUGGGGAGCCUCUGGCUCUUCUACGUCAUCCUCUCUGUGUGGAAGGUCACGUCGGGCGAUGUCGGGAUCGGACAGCAGAUCUUUGCGAUCUUCAUCGGCUUCUGCAGCUUGGAGAACCUUGUCAUCAUCCUGGGAGUUUCCCUCCUCGUCAAGUAUGGGGCAGCUUUCUUCACGGGGAGGACAGAUCCGCCCAUGGAUGAAGAGGCAGCAGUGGGGCUCUGCACCACUGUUGGAAAGCUUGACCACCUGAGAUGCACGGGCAGCGGGCCAAGCAUAGACUUUGCUCUAGCGCCACCUACGGGCACCUACCAUUCUGUCAAGGAGGAUGCUCUUCGGCGGGGACUUGGCCAGCAGCCCGAGUGCUAUGGGCGGGCCAACAAGCCGACCGACAUCUCCUUCACCAGCGCCGCCUUCGUCUGCUUUGCGGCAAAGCGGCUGCGCCGUGCUGGCCGCAGGGUUGCGGAAAGCUUGCGAGGCGCGCGGCCUCCCAUGCCGCCGCCGUCGUUUCCUCCGCCCGACAGCGCACCUGCCAUCCAGAGGAUUCCUUCAUUCUAUUCCAUCGACACCGCACAAGGUGCUCGAGAGUCGGAACAGGAGCCCAAGCCAACCUCCCUAACGGGACGCAUGGCCGGGCUUAUCAGUGGUCAUGCGGCAGACUGGGCAGCACUGACGGUUGCAGGCCUGGCUGCCGGGACCCUUGCCGAUCCGAAUGGGCCACGCUUCCUCAGUCCAUGA